AUGGCGCCCUUCAGCAAGUUCUUUACCAAUUUCCGCCUCUCGAACGUGCUCAAUCUGCUCCUUCGCACCCUGCAGCUGAUAGACGGGUUGGUCGUCAUCGGUCUGUACGGCAUCGACCUCAACCGAGCGCGCAAAGAGGACAAGUACAGCGACGGCAAAUGGGUUUAUGCGGUGGUCGUGGGGUCCCUGGCCGCAGCAACAGCCGUCGGGUAUGGUUUAAUCUCUGUGUUCAUGCACUACCGUAGCCUGACGUUCUUGUUUGCCUGGGAAUGGACGCUUGUGGUGCUCUGGGCGGCACUGUCGGGUAUCUUUGGGAACAUGUACCUGAAUGAGAAGAUCGAGAUGGAGACCGGGAUACACCGCAUGAAGGUAGCUGUCGGCUUCGACCUCGCUGGGAUGGUGCUUUGGUUCCUCACCGCCGUCGCGGGCACUUUGUGGUUCUUUAGGGAGAGAUGGGCUGGGAGGGUCCCCAGACCUGGAAAGCCAUGA
Molecule: messenger RNA, 489 nt
Organism: Capronia epimyces CBS 606.96
Lineage: Eukaryota; Fungi; Ascomycota; Eurotiomycetes; Chaetothyriales; Herpotrichiellaceae
Exons: 2
Coding region: 1-489 (162 amino acids)
Source: RefSeq, a predicted model, not a curated record